Molecule: messenger RNA, 3138 nt
Organism: Melampsora larici-populina 98AG31
Lineage: Eukaryota; Fungi; Basidiomycota; Pucciniomycetes; Pucciniales; Melampsoraceae
Exons: 6
Coding region: 1-3138 (1045 amino acids)
Source: RefSeq, a predicted model, not a curated record
AUGUUAUCAACUGAAUCUGUCCUCCGAAAGAUUCUCAAUCUGUGUGAAAACUGCCCCAGACUUCGAGAAGGAACUCGUCACGAUCUAAUCUUCAAACAGUUCUCAAACGCUCCGAUUGCUGACAAAGACGAAGGUAUGUGGGUUGCAGUAAAUGCAACUCUCGAUGCUGCCUUUGCUAAGGAUUGUAUCGGAGAAAACAUCUUGAAAGGGAACUUCGGCCUUCCAAUGGUGGUCAAUUGGGUCCGAAAAGCUGAAGAGCAUCCCACUUGGGACCUCAAUUCCGAGAUGCUUAUCAACAUCAAGCUGGAGAAUAUUGUAGCUGCGCUCAAAGAAUCUAACCCGAGAACGCCAAACAAUUCUACUGACUCUAGUCCUCCAGUCAAGCAAGCUCGAACGGCGUUUCACGUUUCCAACAUCAUCGUAAUAUCCUCUGACGAUGAAACUAACUUCGAAGCUGCCGAAACACGAACUUCAAAGGAUCAAAAGCAUCAUAUCAAGCACAUGAACGUUAUCGAAUUAUGUCCAUUAUCCAGACCAGGCGAUGAGUGUAAGCGAUGCAAGGUUGAGAUGCGCACUGGCGGCAAAGAUUUCUCAUGCCAUUGUGGUGCCAAAACAAUUUGGCUCAGCCACGGUCGUGUGAGAAUUGCUCAAGCUCACUGGGCCACUGAAACUUGCAAAGACAAGACGGAAAACCUUAAGAACAACACUCAGUUGACUACUUUUUUCAAACGUUCCACCUCAAUUCCUAAUUCGAUCACGGUGGCUUGUCCAGGACUCAACGACGAAACUUGGGAACGAAGAAAAGCAACCCACUCAAUUGCCGAAUUCAUCUCAAAGACCUUCACCAUCUAUCGUGGAAAUCACCGACAUGAUAUCUGCCGAGAGCUUUUUGGAAAGCACGCUCGAGAAAAUCAGUUGACGAAAGCUCAAAAGUCUCAAUUAAUUGCAACAUUAGACGCUAGAUCAACUUGGCAAGUCAAGAGGCACGGAGAGCGGAGUGCCAUAUAUUCGAGUGACUGCAAAAGGACCUUAAUUUGCAAGAAAAACAACGAGAACUUGGUGUGUAGCGCUUGUCAAGAUCUCAAGGCAAACCGUAGCUUGUUAAAAGCACUCAAUUCCGAUUAUGCGAAAGAUGACGAUAUCAAUUCUUCAAAUGGCGAUUUCACCGAGUUCAUGACGGUACUUGCUGCUUCCACUCGGAAUGGACUCUUUUCAAAUCGUGACGCCACACGUGGCUUGAUCAAGGCAGUGGCUAUUAAGGCUGAACGUGAAAAUGCUGGAAAGUCCACUCGGGGCAUGAGAAUUGACUCAUGUCUGGAUGAGUUUGUGAUGACUCUAGGGGCCAUCAGCCCUCGGGCUCUAACCCUUUUCAACGACAACUUCGCCGGACGUGGUAAUCGAAGUCUACAAAUGAUACGUGCUAAAGAAGGUUUUCAUCUACUCGACGGUCUUCACAUCGACAACUUUACUCGAAUAGCUGAAGUUCUGAAGGGGCUUGGCUAUUCAGGACCAAUUGCAGCUGCUUCGGAUCAAACUGUCUGUGUCAAGCGUCUUCGCCACCAUAAUGGUUUCUUGGUUGGAGCUCAAGGAGGUGAUAUUGCUUUCACCAAUGCGUCAGAGCUUCCAGAACUUGUUAAAUCCGUUGUCAAGAACAAGGAGCUCUGCUCCAAAAUUCGAGCGUAUACGAUUCAAGUUCCAUUACCUAAUGUGCCUACUUUCAUAGUAGCAUUAAUUGCUAGUUGCGAUAAGGAGACAUCUAAUGAUAUAUUAGAAGGUUACACGAAGUUCAUGGAAUUAUCUCGCCAAUCUGGUCUCAAUAUUCUUUCAAUUGGCGCAGACGGUGCACCAAUUGAACUAUCCGCUCAAGCUUCGCUAGUCAAAUCAGCGGACCGCUACUUUACUUACACAAACUCGAAUUACGAUGUUCAUAUUCAGAUUCCCCUGUUUGGCCAUCCUCCACGACCAGUUGUCAUGGUUCAGGACCCUAAACACGCUCGUAAAACCGGUGCUAAUCAGCUGGCCUCUGGAGCUCGUCUCCUCACGAUCGGCAACUAUUACAUAUCAAUUCAACAACUUGCAGCCAUUCUCCAGUCGGGGUGCAGUCCACUCCUUCAUAGAGAUGUUUUCGAUUGCGAUAAGCAAGAUGAUGGGCAAGCCUUUCGCACCUUAAGUUCCUCAACGCUAGCUGUCUCACUUGCGAACAAAGAAACACUUGGUUUGUCAAUCUACCUCUACGUCGUUGGAGAGAUGUGUGACGCUUGGUUAAACUGGUCUAUUGGACAUCGCGAACGUCUUCGAGCCGCCUGGACCACCGAAUUCUUCUUCAGACACUGGAAGAAGUACCUCCUCAACAGACAAUCUGAACCUCACAAGCUGAUGAGCUUCUCUCAAAAUUGUAUAUCGCCUCAAAGCUUCAAGAUAUUUUCAACUCUUGCAACGUCCCUUCUCCAACUUGUCAUUGCUCAUCGAGAAUUCUAUCCAACGUGUCCUCUACUCCCAUGGAAACAUGGGAGUGAACCAUGUGAGCAUAGCUUCGGCUGGAUGCGCGUGAUAUCUCCGCGAUUCACUGUGCUGGAUGCUCGGUUGAUGAUGCCUAAGAUACAUCUCAUCGUAAAAAAUAUCAUGUCAGGCCACAUGAAGAUACCGCCCUCUGAACAUAUGCACUCCGGCUAUCAGUAUGCAUUUGGCGACGAACCUGACAGCGAUAACCUCAAGUUACUUACCAAAUUCCCUUCAGAUAUCGAGAUAUCUGAAGAUCUGAAGACUGCAUAUGAACGAGCUAAUCACCUUGUCACAAUCUCUGGAAUGGGUCCACUCAACAAUCUGAUCUGUGACACUCCAGGCGUAGAAGUGGAGGAAUCAUAUGAAAACUUACCCGAAAACAUGUCAGAUGUAUCUGUUUGCGCCACGCAGCACUAUGAUAUAGAUUAUAUAUAUCAAGUGGGUAGUUGUCCUGAAAAGGAAGUGCUUGAAGCAGCAGCACUCUUGACCAAGGAACAAAAUACUAUCGAGCUAUUUCUUGACACCUUACCCGAAGAUUCUGAAAGUGAAUGUUUGAAAAACGCAGCUAUGAGUAUAUCAAACCUCCUCAAUCCAGCCUGUAAGCGCGUGAUGUUCAUACUUCAAGAAAUUCCUUAG